Octopus bimaculoides (California two-spot octopus) is the source of this 1678-nucleotide messenger RNA. RefSeq names its product UBX domain-containing protein 11. Gene Ontology annotation, molecular function: ubiquitin binding. Gene Ontology annotation, biological process: proteasome-mediated ubiquitin-dependent protein catabolic process. The record is from RefSeq and is a predicted model, not a curated record. Lineage: Eukaryota; Metazoa; Mollusca; Cephalopoda; Octopoda; Octopodidae.
GGCCAUCACUUGACGCAUGCGCAUUGGUGAAUUAAUUGUCGUCUGCUCAGUGAAAGCUUUUCGUUGUGAAGAAAGCCUGAAUAGACGAUGUUAGCAAACAAGAGGAUUCCGGUUGACGCAUGCGCCUUGGUGAAUGAAUUGUCGUCUGCUCAGUGAAAGCUUAGAGUUGAGAAGAAAGCCUGAAUAGACGAUGUUAGCAAACAAGAGAAGGAUUCAAGGAAGGUCAACCUGCCCAUAGUUCCUGAUGAAGAAAAAGAGACCAACAACUUGAUCGAUGAGGUUACUGCAAAUAUGUUAAAGUCUCUGUUAGACAAGGAGUCCCGUCGUUCCUUACCCAAUGUGACCAUGCCAUCCACCUCUACUGGCAGGUCUUUCUGUUCAGACAAGGAGCUGUUGUCUCUUAUGGCAAGUCGUUUAUCAACCGCAGAAGCGAGGCUGAAGUUACAGAAAGAAGAACUUGUGUCAAAGGAGAAAAGAAUUCUGUAUUUGGAGCGGAAGGUUCACCAAUUGGAGAAACAAUGCAGUGAAUCUCAAGAUGUAGUAGUGGCUGACCUGACACAACAAUGUGACAGUUUACAAAACCAAAUCAGAGAAAUGGAGGAUUUCCUCUAUGACUAUGGCCUGAUAUGGGUUGGAGAAUCAAGAGGUAAACGAAAGAAAUCAACACGCAGGAAGAGUAGCAUUACUUAUGACCCGUGUUUGUGGAGCUCAGAGGAGUCCAUUCCAGAGAAGUCAGUGAAAGUGGAUUAUGAUGUCGUCAUUCAGAACAUUAAAGAAUUGAACUUGUUGGCAGGAGAAGGAGUUGCCAAUGUGGAACCAACAAAGGAUGGUGCCAGACUGAAGUACACAGAAUCUGCAGCACUGACCCUGUAUAAAAACGGAAUCUUUUUGCUGAAUGGGCCGUUCCGACCCCUUUCUGACCCAGCAACUCGUCGCUGUUUGUAUGACAUCAUGGAGGGUUACUUCCCUUCAGAGCUUCAAUCUACUUAUCCAGAGGGGAUCCCCUUAAAGGUCAUAGACAACAGGAAUGUAGAAUACACUAUACAGCCGCUCAGCGCUUUCCCUGGGAUUGGACAGCACCUAAAUGGCAUGAGACAUGAUACUUCAUGUUUACAUACUCAUAGAAAUCCAGAAUCAACUCCUUGUAUCCAACACAUGACACAGCCACAUGAACCCCGGCUGUCAGCUGACCAGUUCCUUAAGAAACUCCCAAGCUGUGUCAUCAAAGAUGGCAAGAAAAUUGAAGUGAAGAAAUCUAUUGAAUCUCUGCUGAAGUCACCACCAAAACCCAGACAACUGACCAUUAUUGAAACUUUAGUGGAAAAGGAGAAAUGCACAAUGUCCCAAAGUCCCCAUCAGACAAGUACUGAAGCUGAUGUUGCCAACAUUCGAGUGAAAUCUGAAACAGGGGACUGUACAUACCUGAUAAAGAUGAAGUACCUGGACACAAUUGGGGACUUAAGAAUAUAUCUGGAUACCCACAGGCCUGCUUUCAGUCCACCAUACAAGAUUCUGUCGACAUUCCCACGUAAGGUUCUCGAUGAUCCAGAUGCAACCAUUGAAGAGUGUGGUCUUGUCCCAACAGCAACACUAGUUCUGGAGCUCGACUCAGCAGUUAACCCCAUAUAUUAAUGUGGUUGCUAAGAAUAAAACACUUUUCUUGCAAUACUUCAAUCAC